ACUAAUCUCACUAAUCUCGGGUCGACACAUUUCAUCGAGGAGUACCGAACCGCUGCACUAUAUCUGCUACCGAGUGCUACAGCGCGGCUACACCAGUGUCGAGUCUCCGUCAUAUGUGUCUCGGAGCCGAUGCUGAAAUGCCCAGCAAUCCGACAGUUUUAGGAUAACUUUCUUUCGCCACGGUGUGGCUAGGUCGUAGUAGUUUCCCCGUUUUCACGUUUCAACCGCCUCCGCAAUGGAUUAUCCGAGCAGGAAGCUGUCCACUUCCGGGGAUUCGUUGUAUGAAACGUUGGGACUUCCAAAGACCUCGACGCCAGAAGACAUCAAGCGCACUUAUCGAAGACUAGCUCUCAAGUACCACCCAGACAAGAACCCAGACAAUCCUGAAGCAGCUGAAAAGUUCAAGGACAUCAACAGGGCGCACUCCAUCCUCACGGACAUGACAAAGCGCAACAUCUACGACAACUACGGCUCCCUGGGUCUCUACGUGGCGGAGCAGUUUGGCGAAGAGAACGUGAACACAUACUUUGUCCUCACCAGCGGCUGGUGCAAGGCGCUGUUUAUCUUCUGUGGAGUGAUCACCGGGUGUUACCUGUGCUGCUGCUUUUGCUGCUGCUGCAACUUCUGCUGCGGCAAAUGCAAGCCCAAGCCCCCAGAGGAAGCUGGCGACUAUGCCAACCUGCACGAAGGAAAAAGUGAAGCCGCCAGGGCUAGCGCCGUCCGCAAGGAGGAGUACAGCAGUGAAGAGGGCCAGAGCCCCGUGACCUCGCAGCCGACUUCGGCGGCCAAGAUGGACGCCCCCGGCUCGGUGCCCAUUGCAAUGCCGCCUCCCCCGGCGGCGGACGGCACUCCCAGCGAGACGACCAACCUGAGCUCGAGCCAACACAACACCUACAUGACGCACGAGGCAGCUGCAUUUGGUUCUGCGCAAGUUGGCAGCAACCUGCAGUAAAAAGCGCCGCCAUUUCCGCCGCCGGCGUCGUCUGCUACCUGCACCGCCUGCUGCUGGACAGCGAGCUUUGCUGCCAGAGUUUGUUUGCCAGGCGAUUAUUGUUGCUGUUGCUUCUGGUUGUUUGGUGCCGGGGCACAUUCCAAAGAGCCACACUUUUCUAUGUUCAUCUUGUUGCCUCGGUCUUCAAAUUGGAGAGGUGUGAACUGGUUAUAAUGUUGGGACCUUUCUUUAAAGUUGCUCCUUAGUCUUGGUGAUUAUCUUCAUUCACUUUUGUGGCCUUUUAGUGGUAUUUAUUUUUGCAAGGAGCACUUUGAUCCAAGCAUUGCUCCUGCAAUGUUUUUUGUUAGUCUUCUUUUUUUUUUUUUUUUGUGUUGUAAUUGCAGGGUUACUGAAGCAAGACAAAAAAAAAUGGCAAAGUUAAGCUGUAGAUGUUGCCGGCUGUCUUCGGUAGUCCACCACGAAAACUGUUUCUCACAAAUGUAGAGUGUUGGACUGUUUUGUUAGGUUGUGUAAGCAAUGCCCGCACAGGACGUUUUUUUAGGUUUAACGGGACAUUCAAAGAAAAGUGUGUGGCUCGUGAAAAACUGCAAUUUUUUUAAACUGCCUUCGCAGUGUGUCAUGUAGGUGCGUUGUUCGGCUCGUGCUGUCAGAAUUCAGGACGCACUACUGCCGGCCCUUUUCAAACUCUACAAGGCGUCUUAGAGGUUUUAACCGUGUAGCGUAUACAAUUCAGGUUUUCUUCGUUUUUUCCGAGAUUUAUUCAUCGCUAAAUCCUCGUUUCCCGCACUGUCACAAAACAAUGGAAUGGACCUGUAUCGUGGGUUUUCUGUAAAUAUGUAAAAGGUUUGUUCCUUGGUGUAUUUCUCAGUUCAGACAAAAUUAUAGUUAGGUUUUUCUUACAAUGCCUGCCUAAAAUGGAAUCUUUCUAGCCUAAAACUAAAAUGUUUUGAAAACUUGUCGCAAGAGCAACUGUAAUUUUGUCGUAACUCGCUUGAAGCCUAACGAUGCAAAGUGGUCAGUGCAUGGAUCUAUCGGUCUUUUUUUUUUCUCAUUAAAGUGUUUCAAAACUAUCUCCACAAAGUGAAUAGUGCAAUGUUUGAACAAACUCCUACUGCCUAAGGCUCUUGUUAAAAGAUUGUCCACCCAGUCUCCAGUUUUUUCGCCCAAUCGCGAAAGAUGUCCACUUCCACCACGGCCUUUCCUUUGGUGCAAGUUUUCGUCUUUGUCUUCGCAGAAUGCGAGAGAUUAGUAGCCGUCCCUCCCACCUUGAGUAGUCAUUUCUUUUUUUCUUUAAUUCGGAGGGCAUGCCAUAUCAAGUACAGUCGCCACAACCGUAACUUCACACCACCCGAGCCUAUAGUCCUGUGCUCCUGAAAACGGGAAUGGCGGCAACUCUGUUAUCUCGCUGCUGGCUGUUUUCGCGUCCUUCAGGGCAUUGCCGCAAAGGGUUGCAUGGUUGAGUAGCGCAACUGGAGAAGCUCUUCGAGGUCUCGUUCGACUGCAUGGUUGAGUUGCGCAACUGGAGAAGCUCUUCAAGGUCUCGUUUGAUUGCAUGGUUGAGUUGCGCGUUGUUGGGCCGCCUUUGGGCCGUUUCGAGUCUUAAGGGUAACUAAGGGGAGUACAUGUCUGUGUAUAGCUCUACUCUCGACAUUUCCUUUAUAUUUUUAGUUAAAUGUCGAGAUUCAGAGUUGAUCUUGGUGUCUGUGGUUUAACAAACUCUGAAGUGUGGUUGUGUGCUUUGUCCUCUGCCAAGAAAGCAAUCUAGCUCCCCCUCUCUUUUUCUUACUGUAUUCUCCUGGUGUAUUGCACGUCAUCACCCGAUGAACGUGUGCCAUUAAAAGUGGAUUAAAUUUUAGGUUUCGACGAGUG
Molecule: messenger RNA, 2821 nt
Organism: Ixodes scapularis (black-legged tick)
Lineage: Eukaryota; Metazoa; Arthropoda; Arachnida; Ixodida; Ixodidae
Product: dnaJ homolog subfamily C member 5
Exons: 7
Coding region: 236-952 (238 amino acids)
Biological process (GO): regulation of neuromuscular synaptic transmission
Cellular component (GO): type Is terminal bouton
Source: RefSeq, a predicted model, not a curated record